GGCUGGGGGGGGGCAGUGAAAUGCAGGUCAGGCCUGGCAGCGGUACAGGCUGGGUUAGCUCCCACGGGAACCACCCACCCCCCCCACGCCCACCCACGCAACAGGCCUGCAGCCGCGGGCAGCAGCUGCUGCUGAGGGCAGAGCCGGCGCGGGAGGCGCUACAGGAUGCUCUGCUGAGCCUGGGGGCAGUGCUGGAUGCCAACAGCCUGAGGGACUCCCUGCGCCAGGCUCUGCUCUCGCUGCUGCCCAGGGUGGAGCACCUGUACCUGUACCUGCGGGAGGGGGACUCGAGGCUGCUCUGUGAUGAUCCCCCCCACGAGCUGCCCACCCACGGCAAGCUCAGGGAUGCGGUGCGGAGGCAGAAGCGGUUGGAGUGUGGGGGGCUGCCCCCUGCAGAGCUGCCAGGCGACCACCUGGCACCCCUGGCAGCACCCCUGGCGCCUGGCACACAAGUUCUCCUCCUGCCGCUGGUGGACAAGGAGAGCAGCGCCGUGGUCUGCGUCAUCCUGGUGCGCUGCGGGCAGCUGAGCGAGGCGGACGAGCAGAACCUGCGGGCACUGGAGCGCCACGCCCUGGUGGCUCUCCGGCGCCUGCAGGCCCUGCAGAAGCUGCAGCCCUGGCCCCAGCUCAGCCUCUCCAGCAGCUCCUCCCAGGCCUCCUUGGCCAAGGCUCAGAGGGGCACCGAGGGCAGCUACAGCGACCUGGACUGCAAGAUCCUGCAGCUCUGUGGGGAGCUCUACGACCUGGACGCGGCCUCGCUGCAGCUGAAGGUCGUCAACUACCUGAAGCAGGAGACUCAGUCGCUGUGCUGCUGCCUGCUGCUGGUCUCGGAGGACAACCACCAACUCUUCUGCCAGGUGGUUGGUGACCGAGUGCUGGAGGAGGAGAUCAGCUUCUCGCUCACCUUCGGGCGCCUGGGCCAGGUGGUGGAGGACAAGAAGUCAAUCACCCUGCAGGACAUCAGCCAGGAGGAGCACAAGCAGCUGAGCAGCAUGCUGGGCACGGAGGUCACCUCCAUGCUCUGUGUGCCAGUCACCAGCAGGGCAACCUCCCAGGUGGUGGCCUUGGCCUGUGCCUUCAACAAGCUCAGCGGGGACAGCUACACGGAGGCAGACGAGCACAAGAUCCAGCACUGCUUCUGCUACACCUCCACGGUGCUCACCAGCACCUUGGCCUUCCAGAAGGAGCAGAAGCUCAAGUGCGAGUGCCAGGCGCUGCUGCAGGUGGCCAAGAACCUCUUCACGCACUUGGACGAUGUCUCAGUGCUGCUGCAGGAGAUCAUCACCGAGGCCAGGAACCUCAGCAACGCCGAGAUCUGCUCUGUGUUCCUCCUGGACCGCCCCAGCCACGAGCUGGUGGCGAAGGUGUUCGAUGGGGGAGUGGUGGACGAUGAGAGCUACGAGAUUCGGAUCCCCGCGGACCAGGGCAUCGCCGGGCACGUGGCCACGACGGGCAAGAUCCUGAACAUCCGAGACGCCUACUCGCACCCACUCUUCUACCGCGGCGUGGACGACUCCACGGGCUUCAGGACACGCAACAUCCUCUGCUUCCCCAUCAAGAACGAGAGCCAAGAGGUGAUCGGGGUGGCAGAGCUGGUGAACAAGAUCAAUGGGCCCUGGUUCAGCAAGUUCGAUGAGGACCUGGCCACAGCCUUCUCCAUCUACUGUGGCAUCAGCAUCGCCCACUCGUUGCUGUACAAGAAGGUGAACGAGGCUCAGUACCGCAGCCACUUGGCCAACGAGAUGAUGAUGUACCACAUGAAGGUGUCGGACGAUGAGUACAGCAAGCUGCUGAGCGAGGGCAUCCAGCCGGUGGCCACCAUCGACCCCAACUUCGCCAGCUUCACCUACACCCCCCGCUCGCUGCCCGAGGACGACACCUCCAUGGCCAUCCUGAGCAUGCUGCAGGACAUGAACUUCAUCAGCACCUACAAGAUGGACAGGCAGACCCUCACCAGGUUCUGCCUGAUGGUGAAGAAGGGGUACCGGGACCCGCCCUACCACAACUGGAUGCAUGCCUUCUCCGUCUCGCACUUCUGCUACCUGCUCUACAAGAACCUGGAGCUGGUCAACUACCUGGAGGACAUCGAGAUCUUUGCCCUCUUCAUCUCCUGCAUGUGCCACGACCUGGACCACAGAGGCACCAACAACUCCUUCCAGGUGGCCUCGAAAUCAGUCCUGGCAGCGCUCUACAGCUCCGAGGGGUCUGUCAUGGAGCGGCACCACUUCGCCCAGGCCAUCGCCAUCCUCAACAGCCAAGGCUGCAACAUCUUCGACCACUUCUCCCGCAAGGACUACCAGCGGAUGCUGGACCUGAUGCGGGACAUCAUCCUGGCCACGGACCUGGCACAUCACCUGCGCAUCUUCAAGGACCUCCAGAAGAUGGCAGAAGUGGGCUAUGACCCCAAGAACAAGCAGCACCGAAGCCUCCUCCUCUGCCUCCUGAUGACCUCCUGCGACCUCUCAGACCAGACCAAGGGCUGGAAGACCACCAGGAAGAUUGCGGAGCUGAUCUACAAAGAGUUCUUCUCCCAAGGGGAUCUGGAGAAGGCGAUGGGCAACCGCCCGCUGGAGAUGAUGGACCGGGAGAAGGCCUACAUCCCCGAGCUGCAGAUCAGCUUCAUGGAGCACAUUGCCAUGCCCAUCUACAAGCUGCUGCAGGAGCUGUUCCCCAAGGCGGCGGAGCUGUACCAGCGAGUGGCCAGCAACAGGGAGCAGUGGACCAAGGUCUCGCACAAGUUCACCCUGCGGGGGCUGCCCAGCAACAACUCCUUGGACUUCCUGGACGAGGACUACGACCCCCAGGCCCCCGAGCCCCCCCUCAACGGCUGCCUGCAGGCCGAGCCGGGGGCACCGCCCGAGCCGCGGGCACCGCCGCAGGAGGGCGCGGAGUGACGGAGGAGGAGGAGGAGGAUGGCGGCGGAGGGACGGCAGCCGGAGCCGGGAGCAGCCCCCCCCAAGCUUCAUCCCCUGCCCGACCCUGCCCCACGCGGGGAGAGGUUUGGGGGUGGAGGACUCAGGACCAGCCCUGGCCAGACCUAUCUGCUGCCAACCUCCGGCAACGGGGCGGGGGGAGGGGGCAGGUGCCCGCUGCAGCCGGUGCCCAGCCUGGGUGGGCAAAGGGUAAGGAGGGGCUGGAGGAUGGACCCAAACUGCCUUAAGGCUGCAGGAACUGGCCCCGUGGGGAGAGGGUGGCAGUGGGGACAGUGCCCGCGGUGGGUGCCCACCGGGAGGGGCUGUGCCCUCGGAAGGGGCUCGGAGGGGGCAGCAGGAUGGAGAAGGCCAACAGCUGGUGGCACUGGGGGCACGGAGGGGGCGCCCAGGGGAGGCUGAGGGGCGGCUGAGGGCAAGAGGAGUGCAGCUGAGACCCAGGGGGGCACAGGCAGCCGGAGCAGGGUGCCCAUGGACAGGUCCUGCUGGCACCAGGCUGGAAGAGGACACAGGCAGCCAGAGCAGGGUGCCCACGGGCAGGACCUGCUGGCACCAGGCUCGAGGAGGGCACAGGCAGCUGGAGCAGAGUGCCCAUGGACAGGUCCUGCUGGCACCAAGCUGGAGGAGGGCACAGGCAGCCAGAGCAGAGUGCCCACGGACAGGUCCUGCUAGCACCAGGCUGGAAGAGGGCACAGGCAGCUGGAGCAGAGUGCCCACGGACAGGUCCUGCUGGCACCAGGCUGGACAAGCAGCCCUUGGCACAGUGCCCUCCUGCCAGGACCUUCACACCCACCGGUGGCCUCCAGCCAGCCAUGACUCCUGCAGGGGCUCCUGAGGGGCACGGCCAGGAGGGGGCUCCUGCACCCCUAGAGAGUGCCCAACUUAUCCUCACCGUGCCCCCCUCUCCACCAUGCGGCUUGGCACUGGGGUGGGCACCCAGGAGCCUUCUCUCCUCCACAAGCAGCUGGCAGCAGUGCCCAAAGACGUCCAGGAACACCUCCAGGCUCACGGUGGCACCGCAGCUCCUGCCACAGUCACCACCACGCUGGCACCUUGAUGGCAUCCUCUGGUCCACCCUGGCACUGCAGCCCGCCACGGACCCUGCCCCCUCCCCUGGCCCUGCAGACCACCAUGCAUGGACGCUCCCUGCCCCCUCCCCCAACCCAACCUCUUUGGACCUCCUCCCCCCGGGGGGGUCUUUGCUCCAGCAGUCCCCCCCCAGCCUCCCUGCAGCUCUUUGGUGUCACCCCCAGGUCUGUGUCGCCCCCAGCCAAUGCCAACCCCGAGCAGGACCACCAGGGCGAGAUGAAGAUGAGGAGGGGAGGGAGGGGAAGGAGGCCCAGGAUGAAGGCAGCUGCCGCAGCCCAGGAGAUGCCAUCCGGGCAGCUGGUGCCCUCCUCCCCCCACCCCCACGCGGCAGGAGCGGGUGCCAGCGGUGCCAGGUGUCUCACGGCUCGGCUGGUAGCCGGGGGGGUGCCCAGAGGAGCCAUGCGAUGCCCACAGCCCCCCGCGCUGGGCACCCAGGGCCCUGAAUUCCUUUUGCCUUACCGCCCCGGAGAUGCCUUCAGGCAGAGGCCCUUGGCAUCCUCUGCCAGCCUCCCCCUGGCAUCCUCUGCCAGCAGACCCCCCCCGGCACCGGGAGAGGACGCAAGGGAAGGGCGGAGGGGGACAGGGACAACCCCAGAGGCAGCAACCCCCCCCCCCCGCCCCCGUGAGCGGGUGGGGACCCGGUGGGCACCCCCCCCACACAGCGGUGCCAGGCUGGGGGUGGCAGUUCCCCAGCUGUGUGUGCCACCCCCUCCCCUGUUCCUGCAGCCCUCCCUCCCAGCUGCCAGCCCUGUACAGACCCCGCUGGGCACUGGGAGGGCACCCAGCCAGGCCCGCCCCGAGCAGGGGGCACACAAAUACCCUCCCCCCCCCCCGGCUUCUCCGCCCGCCCCUUGCGCCGCGCUGCUUGGUCUGGGCUCCGGCAGAGCCCCGCAGGAGGCAGCUCCGCUCCUGCCUCCUCCCCUCCCCUGCUCCCUCUUCCUCUCCUUCCGCCUCUCCUUCCUCUUCUCCUUCCCUCUUCCCUCCUUCUUCUCUCUCUUCCUCUCCUUCUCCUUCUCUCUCCUUCCUCUUCUCCCUUCUUCUUGCUGCUCUUUUUCUCUCCUCUCUUCUCUCUCUUCCUCUCCCUCACCUUUUCUCUUUCCUCUCCUUCCUCAUCUCCUUCGCUCUUCUUUUUCUUUUCCUUCUUCAUCUCCUUCCUCCUUUUCAUCUCCUUUCUUUACUCUUCUACUCCUUCUCCUGCUCCUCCUUCUUCUGUCUUCCUCUUCCUCCUCCUGCUUCAACCACUUCUCAUCUCCUCUUUCUCAUCCAUCUUCAACCUCUUCUUUCUUCUUCCAUCUUCUUCGACCUUUUCUUCCUCCUUCUUCUCCUCCUUCAAAUUCCUCUUCCUUCUUCAACCUCUUCUCUUCCUCCUUCUGCCUCUCCUUCUUCUUCCUCUUUCUUCUCCUUCUUCAGCCUCUUCUCCUUCUGUCUUCUUCCUUCUCCCACUUUCUUCUUCCUCCUCCUUCCUCCCCCCCCCCCCCCCCCCCCCGAUGUUUAUUUUCUGCUGGGUUUUGGUUUUCCUAAAUAAAUUUCGUACGUCCACGUCCCCGCGGGGGGGUCCUGUG
Messenger RNA from Pogoniulus pusillus (Red-fronted tinkerbird), 5581 nucleotides. RefSeq names its product phosphodiesterase 2A (gene PDE2A). Gene Ontology annotation, molecular function: 3',5'-cyclic-AMP phosphodiesterase activity; 3',5'-cGMP-stimulated cyclic-nucleotide phosphodiesterase activity; protein homodimerization activity. NCBI's taxonomy places the organism in Eukaryota, Metazoa, Chordata, Aves, Piciformes, Lybiidae. The transcript has 31 exons. The record is from RefSeq and is a predicted model, not a curated record. Gene Ontology annotation, biological process: regulation of mitochondrion organization; cGMP catabolic process; negative regulation of receptor guanylyl cyclase signaling pathway. Bases 21 to 2894 code for a protein of 957 amino acids. Gene Ontology annotation, cellular component: synaptic membrane; perinuclear region of cytoplasm; cytosol.